UAUACCCCCCAGCGCCGUUGAUGAUUCUUGAUCCCGAGGCGUCAGAAGCGGAGAGGAUUGCCCUGAUUGAAUGGGCAAAUAAGGAGAUCCGUGACGGAAGCCUGCCGCCCGCUGAAACCUCAUCCACAGAAGAAUCGGUUGAGGAUGAGGUGGAGGAGGCCGCGGAAUCACAGCUCAUCCCCACCUACAAAACGCUGUAUUGGGGAUUACACACACACACGACGAAACCCAUUCGGAGAAACAAAACAUGAUUGGGACAUGGAGACUUCGGAGAGGGAGAGUGUGGCGGGAGCGAAACCGGCGAAGAGGAAAACGGCAAAGAAGCGGAUAAAGAAGAAGGCUGGGAUAGAAGACGACGCUGGAGAUCAGGCAGUUGGUGAUACCAUCAGCGACGAAGGCGGUUCCGGGGAAACGGUGGGGAAAGCAGCUCAGAAGGCGUCUCGGAAGAAAAAAAUAAGCAAGAAGAGCGAUCUUGAAGAAACCGCUGGAGGAGAGAAUGCUGCAGAUGUUGGUGAUACCAUCAGCGACGACGGCGGGUCCGGGGAGACGGUGAAGAGGCCUGCUAAGAGGGGCCCUAGGAAGAAAACUAUAAGCAAGACGGGCGAUCUCGAAGAGAUUGCCGCAGAACAUGUCAUCAGCGACGGUCGGCUGGCUGAAACGUCGGAGCAGCGGUCACAGGAGCCUUCUAAGAAGCGAACAAUAAGCCAAAGGAUCGGAGAAUCGAUACAAAAGCCCAAGAAGGAAAAGAUCGACAAGAGCGACCAAGAAGAGACCGCUGCAGUAGAAGAUAUUUUCCCCUCUAUGACCAACGGCGCCAAACCGGUGGAGUUAUCCAAGAAAGCUGCUAAGGCGAGCGGGUAAAGGUCCCUGUCGACUAGAAUCCUAGAGCGCAACUCCAUGCGCAGAUCGAAGAUAUGGGACGUCCACUGCACGGAUAGAUGUAUGUUGCGGCGUAUCUACCCUCCCCAGCAUGCGUAAGCUACUCAAAGUAGAAGAAGACUCUUCUCUGGGCU
Molecule: messenger RNA, 1013 nt
Organism: Fimicolochytrium jonesii
Lineage: Eukaryota; Fungi; Chytridiomycota; Chytridiomycetes; Spizellomycetales; Powellomycetaceae
Exons: 4
Coding region: 145-861 (238 amino acids)
Source: RefSeq, a predicted model, not a curated record